Messenger RNA from Microstroma glucosiphilum, 2220 nucleotides. RefSeq names its product ammonium transporter. Gene Ontology annotation, molecular function: ammonium channel activity. NCBI's taxonomy places the organism in Eukaryota, Fungi, Basidiomycota, Exobasidiomycetes, Microstromatales, Microstromataceae. The coding region runs from base 447 to 1928 and encodes 493 amino acids. The record is from RefSeq and is a predicted model, not a curated record. Gene Ontology annotation, biological process: ammonium transmembrane transport. The transcript has 3 exons. Gene Ontology annotation, cellular component: plasma membrane.
CCACGAGGGGCAGAGCGUAAUCCCAGUGUCGAGAUACUCCCAGUCUGACCAAGGCAAAAGUCCCGCCUCCCGGCUCUGCGAAGUGGUAAGCUACGAUAAGGGCAGUCAGGCACACUAAGCCAAGAAGACCGGGCCGCUGAGGCUCCGCGUCGGACAUUGGUACCUUGGCUCAAUCUCCCUCGCUGCAUUAUAAGGACGGAUCAAUAGCACGCCCCCCCUCCCCCUCACAGCUUGUCUUUCUUUCUUCCAGUCACACCUCACGAACCGCACUUGGCCCACCUCCUCCCCUACACCCCUCCUCUUCCUCGCCGGCCCCCCCACCACCUCGUCUCGCUCUAGCACAAGCAGGCAAAGAGGGCAGCAAGUCUUGGCCAAGCUCCGCCGCACAUCAAAACACCACCUUCGGACGCAUAUAGCCAUACCCACCACAAGUACAAUCUCACAAUAUGGUCAACGUAACCGCAACGCCUGAGGGCAACAUCGCGACCACCGUAGAUGGAGAGCAGUACAUCUACAACCUCGGUGACAUCGCCUGGGUUAUUGUCGCCACAGCCCUUGUCUGGAUCAUGAUUCCCGGUCUGGGCUUCUUCUACGCUGGUCUGCUCCGCAAGAAGAGCGCUCUGUCCAUGCUCUGGAUGUCCAUGAUUCUCUCGUCCAUUGUCCUCUUUGAGUGGUUCUUCUGGGGCUUCUCCCUCGCUUUCUCGUCCAGCUCGGGCAACGCCUUCAUCGGUGACUUGGCCCACUUUGGUAUGAUGGGCGUUGACAUCCAGCCCUCAGCUGGAGGUUCCUACAUCCCCAACCUCCUCUACGCCAUCUACCAGGGAAUGUUCGCCGCAAUUACUCCCGUCAUUGCCGCUGGUGCCUUUGCUGACCGAGCCAGGCUCCUGCCGGUGAUGAUCUGGACCUUCUGCUGGAGCACCAUCGUCUACAACCCCAUUGCCUACGGUACUUGGAACGUCGGUUAUGGAUGGAUGAACAACCUGGGAGGACUGGACUUUGCAGGAGGCACACCCGUCCACAUCUCCUCUGGAACUGCCGCUCUCGCCAUCUCCAUCUUCCUUGGUCGCCGAAAGGGUUACGGAACAGAGGCCCUUGCCUACCGCCCCCACAACGUCUCCUACGUUGUUCUGGGUACAGUCUUCCUGUGGUUCGGCUGGAACGGAUUCAAUGGUGGUUCCGAGAUUGGUGCCAACCUGCGAGCUGUGAUGGCCAUGUACGUCACCAACAUGUCUGCCGCCGUGGGCGGAUUGACCUGGAUGAUGUGGGACUACAGGCUAGAGCGCAAGUGGUCUGCCGUCGGAUUCUGCUCUGGUGCCGUUGCCGGCCUGGUCGCUAUCACCCCUGCGUCGGGUUACGUUGCUCUGCCCGCCUCUGUCGCCUUUGGUGUUGUUGCUGGCACUGCUUGCAACUGGGCUACCGCACUCAAGGGUUUCAUGGGAGUCGAUGACGCUCUGGAUAUCUUCGCCGCCCACGCCGUCGGUGGUCUGGUUGGAAACAUCAUGACCGCCCUCUUCGCCGACAACCGAGUUGCCUCCUUCGACGGCUCUGACCCCAUUGGCGGUGGAUGGAUCAACCACCACUGGAUCCAGCUGGGAUACCAGCUUGCCGACAGCUGCUUCGGUUUCGGUUGGUCCAUGGCCAUCUCCUUUGUCCUGCUCUUCGUCAUUGACCGAAUCCCCGGUUGCCACUUCAGGACUAGCGACGAGCGCGAGCUCAUCGGUGCCGACCUCGGUGAGGUUGGUGAGCCCUGCUACCACGGUCUCAGCGGCGGUGACGAGGUCGACGCUAUGUUCGAGUCUGCGUCCAACGACGUCGGUGCUGGUUCCACCCACUCUCCGGAGAAGCACGAGGCCAUGGUCGACGAGUCUCCUCGCCACGGCGGUACCGCUCCUGAGCCUCUGGCCAGUUCUCACGCCAGCUCUGCUUAGAUUCCCCACCCCACUCCGUCAUCGUUAGGCGCCCGCAUACAUGAUUGCAAUGGAUGAGACCUGUGGCGUAGGGUCGAGGAGCGGGCCUGCGCCUCUCUACUCGCCUGGCCUCUUUCCAAACCCACCCGCCUCUUGCUCUUGCCCAUUCUUCUUGCUUUCCCUCGUUCUAUUUCCUGCUCUCUCUCUUCCUCUCUCUUUCAGUAAUUCCCCUUCUCUUUACUUCUACACUUGUUUCCAAAGUCACGUCGAGGUCUGUCUCUCUUCUCCUCGUUGAAUCCUCUGUUUUUUUUUU